AUGAUGUAUGUCAAUGUUAUUUACAGUCUGCAUGUAGUGCUAAAUAUACAUGAUAAAUUUUCAGAAAGGAAGGUUGCAUACUAUGAAAAUACAGUUCGAGACACUGAUGAUAUGGAAAAAUUGGGAAGUAAAUCGAUUGAUAAAAUAAAAUUUGGAUCUCUAGUAGAUGAAGCUACUUUAAGAGGGUUGUCUAAAAAUAUCAUUGAAUUUGACGAAGAAGGAUUACCAAUUGGUACACCUUUGCAACCGGGAGAUGAGUUGUUACCUUGGCGAAAAGGCAGAGUAUAUCACAGACCUAGGCCCUUAUUAACCACACCUUGGAGAAAAGUUAAACCACGAUCUCGAGAUACCUCUACUGAAAAAUUGUAUCAAAAGAUAGCAACAGUUGAUGCUGUAAAACCAUGGACCGAAGAAGAAGUUGUUUUAAAAAAAGCACCUCAAAUUAUUAAAGAGUUUCCCAAAGAGAAAUUAGAAGAAGUUGAAUUACGACCUGCGAAAACUGAAAAACGAGAAAUUCAAAAGGAAACAUUACAAUGUGUCGAGUUGAAGCCUGUGCAAAAACAAUUAAAAACAGACGAUCUAUUACUGAAAAAACUUCUAAAUGAAGAGUUUGAAGAUGACAAUCAGCUGAAUAUUGAUACUGAAUCAGAGAAGGAAAAAACUUGGAAAGACGAGAAAAUAAUUCUUAAGCCGUCGAAACCGGAAAAGAAACCGAUUGUAAAAGAAGUACUGGAGGAAGUUGAGUUAAAGCCUGUUAAAACUGAGAAAAAAGAUUUUCAGAAGCCUCAAUUAGAAAAAGUUGAUCUUAAAUCUGUUAAGCAAAACGAAAAUACUACUUUCAAUAAACUGUUGGAGGGAUCUGCAAUAUACACAGAAACCGAAGAUUCUCAAAUAUUGAAGCUUGAUGGAGACAUAGAUAAAAGACAACAACUAAAACCACAUGAAAAAGAUGUAGGAAAAGUUAAACCUUGGACACAAGAAAAAAUAAGCCUAAAAAAAGUUGAAACAGGUAAAAAAGAACUCUACAAAGAACAAAUUGAAACAGUCAAAUUAAGACCGUUAAAACCUCAACAAAUUGAAACAUCAACUAAUGAACUGGAAGAAGAAAUACAUAGCCAACCAUACAUUUCAAUAGAAGACGUAACCAAACGAAUCACAACUAUAGAUAGUAAAAUAGAUAGCGUUGAUUCCAAGAUACCUGCAGAAGAGGAUAUAAAUGAUUCAAUUCUUCAUAAAAACGAAAUAAGACUACCAUCAUCCCAAAUCAAAAGCACCAGCGAAAGAAAGCACUCAGAAAAAUCUAGAUUACCUUGGCGACAAGAUAAAAAAACUGAUAAAAAAGACUUUCAUUCAGAAAUGUUAUAUGUUGAAACAGACGACCGUUAUAUUAUGAAAAAUAUCACGGAUAAAGAAAUCGAAGAAGACAGAACAAAAUUAGAAAAAUCAAUACAAAAAGUGAGAUUACCUAAGGAAAUUGAGACUUUGUCUACAAAGCCAAUAAAAGAAGAUGUAGAAUCACAAGACGUAAAAACUUUAGAAGAGCCAAAGAAGUACACUUCUUCAAUGUCAUUAAAAAAGAAAGAACCUGAAGUAGAUAGAAAAGAAACUGAGAAGUUGGUGAUUGAAGGAGAAAAAGAAACACAAAAACAGACAACGGAAAAAUCUACUAUGCCAUGGCAACGUAAAAAACAAAAACCAAAAAUAAACGUCCCUUCAGAAAUUAUCGACAAUGUAAAGGAAAAAAGUACUGCGUUUACUGAUAUAGACAAACAGCCAAAAUUAAUAACAGAGCCAGUUUCCAAAGAAAAGAAAGAAACUCAGACUCCAGAAGAAUUACAUUUACCUUGGAUUAGAGGCAAGAAAAAACCGGAAAUUGUACCGCAAAAAGAAAAACCUGAAGGUAAAGAGUCAGUUUCUUUGAAACCCAUAAAGAAAGCUGCUAAACUACAAGAUGAGUUGACUCCAGAAACUGUUGCAUUAAAACCAGUUCAAAGGUCAGAAAAGGUAUUAGAAGAAAUUAAAGAAUUUUCCUUGAAACCAGUUCCAAAGAAAAUUCCUGAAAAAACUGAAGAGGAAACUGAAGCAAAUGAUGUACAAAAAGACAAGAUAAUCGAGAAAGAGAAAGUAGAAAAAUCGACUGUGUCUUGGCGACGAGGAAAGAAACAGCCUAACGAUCAACAACAUAUCGAAGAUACUCAAGAAAAAACCACAGCAGAACUCGAAACUGAUACACAUCAGGAAACACUUACAAGGCAUAUUUCAGAAGAUAAAGAGGUUGAAAAGCCACAAGAAGAAUCCCGUUUACCAUGGAUAAGGGGAAAAAAGAAACCUGAUAAGGUAGCAUUAAAAGAAAAAAAAUCUACAGAAGAAUCAGUUAGUGUUCUAAAAAUAGAGAGAGACGUCCAGAUAGAAGAUCAAAAAACUCAGACAACAAAUGAAUUGCAGCCGAUUAAAAAAUUGGAAGAAAAUGUAGAAGUAAGCGAACGUUCCCCUAAACCAGUUGAAAAGAAAGUACAAAAAGACCUAGACAAGAAAACCAAAGGUUUCAGUAAUGAAGAGGAAAAGAAGGAACCAGAAGAAUCUGCAGUAUUAAGGGUACGAGAAAAGCAAAAACCGAAAGAAAAAGUCCCUUCAGAAAAUAUUGAUGAUAAAAUAUUGAAAAAAAGUACUGUCUUAAUUGAUGUAGAUAAACAGCCAAAAUUGAUAGCAGAGCAAGUUUCUGAAGACAAGGAAGAAACUCAGACUCCGGAAGAGUCACAUUUACCUUGGACAAGAGGCAAGAAAAAAGUAAAAAUCGUACGACAAAAAGAAAAACCUGAAGAGAAAGAGUCUGUCUCUUUAAAACCCACAAAGCAUGCUGCUAAAUUACAAGAUGAGUUGACUCCAGAAACUGUUGCAUUAAAACCAGUUCAAAGGUCAGAAAAGGUAUUAGAAGAAAUUAAAGAAUUUUCCUUGAAACCAGUUCCAAAGAAAAUUCCUGAAAAAACUGAAGAGGAAACUGAAGCAAAUGAUGUACAAAAAGACAAGAUAAUCGAGAAAGAGAAAGUAGAAAAAUCGACUGUGUCUUGGCGACGAGGAAAGAAACAGCCUAACGAUCAACAACAUAUCGAAGAUACUCAAGAAAAAACCACAGCAGAACUCGAAACUGAUACACAUCAGGAAACACUUACAAGGCAUAUUUCAGAAGAUAAAGAGGUUGAAAAGCCACAAGAAGAAUCCCGUUUACCAUGGAUAAGGGGAAAAAAGAAACCUGAUAAGGUAGCAUUAAAAGAAAAAAAAUCUACAGAAGAAUCAGUUAGUGUUCUAAAAAUAGAGAGAGACGUCCAGAUAGAAGAUCAAAAAACUCAGACAACAAAAGAAUUGCAGCCGAUUAAAAAAUUGGAAGAAAAUGUAGAAGUAAGCGAACGUUCCCCUAAACCAGUUGAAAAGAAAGUACAAAAAGACCUAGACAAGAAAACCAAAGGUUUCAGUAAUGAAGAGGAAAAGAAGGAACCAGAAGAAUCUGCAGUAUUAAGGGUACGAGAAAAGCAAAAACCGAAAGAAAAAGUCCCUUCAGAAAAUAUUGAUGAUAAAAUAUUGAAAAAAAGUACUGUCUUAAUUGAUGUAGAUAAACAGCCAAAAUUGAUAGCAGAGCAAGUUUCUGAAGACAAGGAAGAAACUCAGACUCCGGAAGAGUCACAUUUACCUUGGACAAGAGGCAAGAAAAAAGUAAAAAUCGUACGACAAAAAGAAAAACCUGAAGAGAAAGAGUCUGUCUCUUUAAAACCCACAAAGCAUGCUGCUAAAUUACAAGAUGAGUUGACUCCAGAAACUGUUGCAUUAAAACCAGUUCAAAGGUCAGAAAAGGUAUUAGAAGAAAUUAAAGAAUUUUCCUUGAAACCAGUUCCCAAGAAAAUUCCUGAAAAAAAUGAGGAGGAGACUGAAACAAAUGAUGUACAAAAAGAUAAGGUAAUCGAGAAAGAAAAAGUAGAAAAAUCUACUGUGUCUUGGCGGCGUGGAAAGAAACAGCCUAACGAUCAACAACAUAUCGAAGAUACUCAAGAAAAAACAACAGCAGACCUUGAAACCGAUAAACAUCAGGAACUAGUUACAGGACUUAUUUUAGAAGAAGAGAAGACGGAAAAGUCACUAAAAGAAUCUCAAUCACCGUCUAUCAGAUAUAAAAAGGAAAAAAAAAUGAUCGUCGAAAAAAAAGAAAUUCCAGAGGACACUGUUACAGCGCUUCCCAUAGAUCGUUUAAAAAUUAUAACGGAUACAUUCGAAAAUAAACAACAAAUGCAAACGCAAAUAGACAUAUCCAUUAUUGAUGAAAGUAAGAUCACAGCACCCAAAUUUACUAAAAAGUUGAAGCCAGUUGCAGUUGAUUCUGCUGCAUCUUCUGGAAAUCUUGUUGUAUUGGAACAAGAAGUAGAAGGCAUUGCUCCUUACUUUAUAAAUCCAAUAAAGCCCGUAGUGAUCGAAAACACUGAGCCCGGAAUAUUUGAAUGUGUACUCACAGGAAAACCGUUACCUGAAAUAAAGUGGUAUCGCAAUGAGACUGAAAUUAAACCAGAAAAAAAUAAGACUGAGAUAAAGUUCAUGCCAGAAACAGGACAAGCAAAAUUAAUGAUUAUGAAUCCAACAUUAGAGGAUGAAGCUGUUUAUAGAGUACGUGCUGUCAAUAAAUUCGGAAAAGCAGAAUGUAGAGCCAAUCUUGUUCGCAAAACGGCCAUUGUAUCAAAACCAGAGAUACUUUAUGCACCAAAGAUAAUUCGACCUCUACCGGCAACGAUUACACAGAGUGGUAGAUCAUUGGUUCUUUCAGUAGAAUUUCAAAGUGAUUCUAUAGCAGAAGUUAAAUGGUACAGAAAUAAUAUCGAAAUCGUUCCAUCUGGUAAUAAAAUAAUUAAAAAUUAUAAGAAUACUUCAGAGCUUCAUAUACCAGAAGUUAAGAAAAAAGAUACCGGAAAGUAUGAAGUACGUGUACAAAAUACUGUCGGAGAAGCUCGAAGUUCUGGUUCAGUCUCAAUAAAAGAAGAACAAGAAACAGACAAAGUAAAGGGGCCAAGAUUUAUUCAACCUAUUCAACCACAAAUUGUAUCCGAGGGUGAAGUUGUUAUUAUGGAAACAACUGUUGAAGCUUACCCAACGGCCUCAUUUCAGUGGUUCUACGAAAAUCGUCCAUUGGAGUCGUCUCAUGAAAUACGCAUUACAACAAAAGAAAACAAGUCUGUUUUAAUGAUCAAAGAAGUAAAACCUGAAUUCGCUGGAAGAUACACCAUACGAGCUGAAAAUGUUGCUGGGUCAGUAACAAGCUCAGCUAGUGUGGAUAUCCUAGAAAUACCAUGGCAAGAGACUGUAGAAUUUGUAUCACCUUCUUUCGUGAAAAAACUUUCUCCCAUUCGCGUUAUGGAUGGUGAAAGUGUCAAUUUAAAGUGUACAGUACACGGUAAACCAAUUCCAAAAGUUGAAUGGUUCCAUGAUAAUAAACCUAUUAAAGAAGGAAAACAAAUCACAAUCUUACAAGAUACAGAGGGUGUGUGUAAUCUCGCUAUCAGUGAAGUAUUUCCUGAAGAUGCUGGCGAAUAUAUAUGUCAAGCUGUCAAUCAAAUAGGUACAGCUACAUGCACGACGUCUUUAGAAGUUGAAGCUUAUGAAUACAUUCCCGACUCAGAAAUAUCAUCAUCAGCUGUAGCGGCAUCACUGACAGGACAAAGUGAAUCUGAAGAAGACUUAUUAUCACCUAAGGAAGUACCAUCGGAAUCUGACACGGAAGAAUUUGCUCCAGAAAUUAUUAAGGAACUUCCACAGUUGAUAUCAACCAAGGAUGGCGUAUUAACAAGAUUGGAAGUAAAAGUCAAAGGAAAGCCUAAGCCUGAUGGCAAAUGGUAUAAACAAGAUAUAGAAGUACAACAAUCCAAUGAAUUCCAAAUAGAGGAAAUAGAAGACGGUACACAUGUUCUUACCAUUACCGAAACUUAUCCAGAUGACACUGGUGAGAUCACUUUUAAAGCACAUAAUCCCUUAGGUGUAUCGACGACGACUACAUAUUUGACUGUGGAAGGAAUCAUUGGAACUAAACAAUAUCGAAAACCUGAGUGGGUCACACAAAUGGAAGAAAUGCAAGAAGCCCUUCGAGGACAAGAGUCCGAGCCUCACGGCGGUUUCGACUCAUAG
Molecule: messenger RNA, 6156 nt
Organism: Copidosoma floridanum
Lineage: Eukaryota; Metazoa; Arthropoda; Insecta; Hymenoptera; Encyrtidae
Molecular function (GO): protein binding
Source: RefSeq, a predicted model, not a curated record